ACUCGCUGAACAGUUAGCUUGUUUGCGGCUUCGCAGAGAUGCAGCUAGCUCUGAGUAAAACUUUUGGUCAGAAACCGGUUAGAUUUCAACUCGAAGAAGAUGGAGACUUUUACAUGGUUGGAUCAGAGGUGGGGAACUACCUACGGAUGUUCCGAGGUUCUCUUUAUAAACGAUAUCCUUCGUUAUGGAGGAGGCUAGCCUCAGUGGAAGAGAGGAAGAAGAUCAUGGCUUCAUCACACGCCACCAGCGUGACACUGCUGAAGGCGUCAGAGUGUGAAGAGAUCUUUGAAGGAAACGAUGAGAAGUACAAGGCUGUGUCCAUCAGCACCGAGCCGCCCGCCUACCUCAGGGAGCAGAAGGCCAAGCGGAGCAGUCAGUGGGUUCCUACGUUACCCAACAGUUCUCAUCAUUUAGAUGCCGUUCCUUCUUCAACCACCAUCAACAGGAACCGUCUGGGUCGGGACAAGAAGAGGACCUUCCCUCUGUGCUUUGAUGACCAUGACCCCGCAGUGAUCCAUGAAAAUGCUGCGCAGGUCGAAGCUCUAGUUCCGAUUCGUCUGGACAUGGAGAUCGACGGACAGAAGCUGCGGGACGCCUUCACGUGGAACAUGAACGAGAAGCUGAUGACCCCGGAGAUGUUUGCAGAGAUUCUGUGUGACGAUUUGGACCUGAACCCCCUGGCAUUUGUCCCGGCUGUGGCCUCAGCCAUCCGUCAGCAGAUCGAGUCGUACCCCACGGACAGCAUCCUGGAGGAGCAGGCAGACCAGAGAGUCAUCAUCAAGCUGAACAUCCACGUGGGGAACAUCUCCCUGGUGGACCAGUUUGAGUGGGACAUGUCUGAGAAGGAGAACUCCCCAGAGUCGUUCGCUCUGAAGCUCUGCUCGGAGCUCGGUCUGGGCGGGGAGUUUGUCACCACCAUCGCCUACAGCAUCCGUGGUCAGCUGAGCUGGCACCAGAGGACCUAUGCCUUCAGUGAGAACCCUCUCCCCACGGUUGAGAUUGCCAUCAGGAACACAGGAGAUGCAGACCAGUGGUGCCCCCUGCUGGAGACCCUCACAGACGCUGAGAUGGAGAAGAAGAUCCGAGACCAGGACCGGAACACAAGGAGAAUGAGACGACUGGCCAACACUGCCCCCUCCUGGUAGGAGACGACACAUCCUGCAGUCAUCUACCCACUUGGACACCUCCCAGAUCGAGGAGGUCAAACCCAUUCCUCUGUACACUUUCAUCAUGAUGGACUCAACCUGUUCAGCUCUCAUGCAGUAGCUCACCUGCAGACACCUGAUAUAUGUUACAAAACACCUGUCAGGUCCGCUGCCAGGUCAGUUUCCAACCACCUGUCAGGUCCAAACAAACAUCUGUCAGAUCAAAAAAACUGGUACAAAUUUUAAUCUGACCAAUAAAAUAAUGAGGAAGGUGAAAAUAACCCUAACCCUGUGUCUGUCUCUAUGGUAAAAGGCAGUGUAAACACACCUAUCUCCAUGGUAACAGACAGGAUAAACCCACCUUUCGCUUUCUCCAUUGGUAACAGGCGGUGUAAACCCACCUGUGUCUGUCUCCAUGGUAACAGGCAGUGUAACCCCACCAGUCUCUGUUUCCAUGGUAACAGACAGUGUAAACCCACCUUUAUCUGUCUCCAUAGUAACAAGCAGUGUAAACCCGCCUGCCUGUCUCCAUGGUAACAGGCAGUGUAAACCCACUUUCUCUGUUUCCAUGGUAACAGACAGUGUAAACCCACCUGUCUCUGUCUCCUUGGAAACAGGAGGAAUAAACCCGCUUGUCUCUGUCUUUAUGGUAACAAUGUAAC
Nematolebias whitei (Rio pearlfish) is the source of this 1807-nucleotide messenger RNA. Its product is annotated as SWI/SNF-related matrix-associated actin-dependent regulator of chromatin subfamily B member 1. Gene Ontology annotation, biological process: chromatin remodeling; regulation of transcription by RNA polymerase II. Gene Ontology annotation, molecular function: transcription coregulator activity. Gene Ontology annotation, cellular component: nucleus; nuclear chromosome. The record is from RefSeq and is a predicted model, not a curated record. The transcript is spliced from 9 exons. NCBI's taxonomy places the organism in Eukaryota, Metazoa, Chordata, Actinopteri, Cyprinodontiformes, Rivulidae. Bases 39 to 1145 code for a protein of 368 amino acids.